AUUGUGCCUGUAAUAGGGUUUGUUACCACUCCACCUGCGUCAACAAACAAGCACUACCGAAAGCGUGUGCAAGCAGAAGCCACCACAGUUGAUGGUGGAACACAGACUGCUGGUGCUUCUGGUGGAGGUGGCGGCGGCGGCGGUGGUGGUGGUGGCGGUACAGGUGGUGCUCGAACAACAGUCAGUGCCAGCAAUAUGUAUGCCGCCCGCCAAUCCGUAAGCACCUCAACGGGGGUUCUUAUGGUCGGACCAAAUUUUCGUGUUGGUAAAAAAAUUGGCUGUGGUAAUUUUGGCGAACUGCGAUUAGGCAAAAAUCUCUAUAACAAUGAACACGUAGCAAUAAAAAUGGAGCCAAUGAAAUCAAAGGCUCCUCAACUACACUUAGAGUAUAGGUUUUAUAAACUAUUAGGAUCACAUGCAGAAGGCGUACCUGAAGUAUAUUACUUCGGGCCUUGCGGCAAGUACAAUGCUCUUGUUAUGGAAUUGCUCGGUCCAUCACUUGAAGAUUUGUUUGAUAUUUGCGGCAGACGUUUCUCUUUGAAGACAGUACUACUGAUAGCUAUACAAUUACUCCACCGGAUCGAAUAUGUUCAUAGUCGGCACUUAAUUUAUAGAGAUGUUAAACCGGAAAAUUUCCUCAUCGGUAGAACAUCAACGAGGCGAGAAAAAAUUAUACACAUUAUAGAUUUCGGUUUGGCCAAAGAAUAUAUUGAUUUAGAUACAAAUAGACACAUACCAUAUCGGGAACAUAAAUCCUUAACCGGCACCGCACGUUACAUGUCGAUAAACACACAUAUGGGCAGAGAGCAAUCGAGGCGUGAUGAUUUAGAAGCAUUAGGUCAUAUGUUCAUGUAUUUCUUAAGAGGUUCACUGCCGUGGCAAGGUCUUAAGGCCGACACACUUAAAGAACGUUAUCAAAAAAUUGGUGACACUAAACGGGCAACACCUAUUGAGGUGCUUUGCGAUAGCCAUCCUGAGGAAUUUUCUACGUAUUUACGUUAUGUGAGGCGAUUAGACUUUUUCGAAACGCCCGAUUAUGAUUUUUUGCGAAGACUGUUUCAAGACUUGUUCGAUCGUAAAGGCUAUGUGGAUGAUGGUGAAUUUGACUGGACAGGGAAAGCAAUGUCCACGCCGGUCGGGUCUUUGCAAACUGGCCAUGAGGUUAUUAUCUCACCAAAUAAAGAUCGUCAUAAUGUUACAGCCAAGACAAACGCCAAAGGAGGUGUUGCUGCGUGGCCUGAUGUACCAAAACCAGGCGCUACACUGGGCAAUUUAACGCCAGCCGAUAGGCAUGGCUCAGUACAGGUUGUGAGUUCGACAAAUGGUGAACUAAAUGCGGACGAUCCCACUGCUGGUCAUUCAAAUACUCCCAUAACACAGCAACCAGAGGUUGAACUUGUGGACGAAACAAAAUGUUGUUGUUUCUUUAAACGAAAGAAGAAGAAAUCAUCCCGUCAAAAAUGACUAGAUGGUGUCCAAUGUAGUCCAGAACGCGAAGCAGUUACUCUGUUGCGCGCCACUUCACAUUCAAAUUCACGGGAUAGCGUUUUAAAUAAUCCUAGUCAGGAUUAUAUACAACAAGCAACGUCGCAGCAUACGUUGCGUUAUCCUCCAUCCGCGUCUAUGUUGACGCCCACACCAACUACAAAUACACCGACACUUCCGUUGUAAUUUAUGUUAAACAAAAAACAAAAAAAAAAUUUAUAAAGCAGAAAAAAAACAGAAUAACAAAAAAAAAAAAAAAUAAGAACUACUAUAGUUAUUAUCAUACUAAGUUUAAUUAAAAUUUAAUUUUUAUUGUAAUUUUAUUUUUUUAUCAUUAUAUAAUCUUUUUUUUUGCGUUCUCUUAUAAAUUAUGCAAAGGAAAAAAUCACAUGAUAAAUACAUGAUGAUCAUGUUGAUUAUGUAGGCACUGAUCAAAUAUUUGCAGACUUUAAAUUCAUUACUUCUUCAACGAUAACAGCAAAAAUAUCCAAUGAGUGUAGGAAAAGUUGUAGAGAAAAGUAAAGACCACAAAAUAUUAGGGAAUUAACCUAAGAAGGACAGCUUACAAAGUUUAAAUGCGAUGUUAAUUUAGAUCGCAUCAAAUCUUAUGGUUUUUAGUCCCGUUCACUAUAUAUGAGAUUUCAUUCCGUUGCAACGUUCCCCCAUAAAAGAAUUAUAUUUUCUUGUAUAGGAAAAACCUUUGAACCGAUGUAAUCACUUAGAUACGUUUCGUGAUCACUUUUUAAUUCCUUAAAAUGA
This is a messenger RNA of Glossina fuscipes, 2244 nucleotides long. It is a transcript of the gene gish, whose product is annotated as casein kinase I. Gene Ontology annotation, cellular component: plasma membrane; cytoplasm; nucleus. Lineage: Eukaryota; Metazoa; Arthropoda; Insecta; Diptera; Glossinidae. Gene Ontology annotation, molecular function: protein serine/threonine kinase activity; ATP binding. The record is from RefSeq and is a predicted model, not a curated record. The coding region runs from base 196 to 1464 and encodes 422 amino acids. The transcript has 11 exons. Gene Ontology annotation, biological process: positive regulation of canonical Wnt signaling pathway; signal transduction; peptidyl-serine phosphorylation.